Mycotypha africana is the source of this 1341-nucleotide messenger RNA. Its product is annotated as mitochondrial carrier domain-containing protein. Gene Ontology annotation, cellular component: mitochondrial inner membrane. Bases 432 to 1148 code for a protein of 238 amino acids. Gene Ontology annotation, molecular function: S-adenosyl-L-methionine transmembrane transporter activity. The transcript has 4 exons. The record is from RefSeq and is a predicted model, not a curated record. Lineage: Eukaryota; Fungi; Mucoromycota; Mucoromycetes; Mucorales; Mycotyphaceae.
AAAUAUUGAAGAACAUAACCUAGCCCAGACCUCAGAAAGGCUACAAGAACAAUCGCUGAAGCAGAUCACACUAUUUAGCUAUAAUAGCACCACUACAAGUAUUAGCAGUUUCUGCUAUCUAACUGAAUGGAAAGUGAUAGUUAUCAGCAUAAUUGCAGUAAAACCGUCUAUCGCGCUACGCUUCGACAGGCCUUGAUGGCCGGAGCAGUGGCAGGAACAGCUGCUGACUCUGUUCUAUUUCCCUUAGGUAAUCUUUCAAGGGAAAGAAAUCGAGCAGUCAAGGAAACAAUAUUUACUUGACGACGACGAUCUGUACCCUAUUGACGUUUCAUUUGCACUUGCAUUUGCUCCGUCUAGAUACCAUUAAAACAAGGUUACAAUCGCAAGGCGGGUUUGCGCUGGCAGGAGGGUUUAGAAAAAUUUACUCAGGCAUGCUAUCUUCUUUUGUUGGAAGUGCACCGAAAGCCGCUUUAUUUUUCGUAACUUACGAAGCAAUCAAACGACUUAUGUAUACAACCUCUUCAAAUAACCAUCAGGAUUACCAGCACCAAAAUAACCAACAAUUACAAUCAUCUUAUAUUUAUAUGACAGCCGCCACUUGUGGUGAAAUAUCUGCUUGUACAAUACGUGUCCCUACUGAAGUUAUAAAACAACGCAUGCAGAUCAAUCAAUUCAGCGCAACCUACAAUGCAUUAUCGAGCAUAUUACGAACGGAAGGCAUUUUAGGGCUUUACCGUGGAUUUCUACCAACAGUUGCCCGAGAAAUUCCAUUCACUUGCAUACAGUUUCCAAUGUAUGAAUAUUUUAAAUACAAAUACACCCAGCAUCAUGGAAAUAGGAUAGUACAGCCUUUUGAGGCAGCUAUGAUGGGAUCAAUCGCAGGAGGUAUAGCUGCAGCUAUAACAACACCUUUGGACGUAUGUAAAACAAGGAUUAUACUUUCCACAAAGUCUUCAGAAACAGGUACUCGACCUUAUACAGAUAUAGUGCAAACGAUGAAACGGAUUAUAUCAGAAGAAGGACCGAAGAAAUUAUUUGCUGAAAUAGGGCCUCGUGUAAUGUGGAUAUCGCUUGGCGGUACGAUUUUUUUUGGCGUUUAUGAGAAAGGCUUAAAGACAUUCAAUGAACUACAAUUGUUAGAAAGAUGAUAAUUAUUUAAAAUUGUGUUAAUGUGAGGACUUGCUUUUGUUGGUUUGAUUCAAACUUGUGGAACAGUGAAACAGCUUACAACAAAUUCUGACAUAAGCAUUGAAAACCUAAUGCAGCAAUGCAGUAAAAUUUCAAGAUCAGCUAACGAUGAAAAUAGCACAAGCAAAUAUGUUGUAACAUGAGCUUUUAUAA